AUGACUAUUGGCAUUUUUAUUACUAUAGUAAUUUAUUUUUACUACAUAUCGGAACAAGAUUUUCAUAGUAAGUUAAAAAUGGCAAGAACUUUCUUUACAAAACCGAAAAUGGCAAGAACUUCCUUUACAAAACAAAAACUGGCAAUAACUUUCUUUACAAAACAAACAAUUGCAAGAACUUUCUUUACAAAACCGAAAAUGGCAAGAACUUCCUUUACAAAACAAAAACUGGCAAGAAAUUUCUUUACAAAUCUUAAAAAUCUAUUUUUUAGUAUGUACACCAUCCAAUACAAGCAAAUACAAGUCUUAUGAAAGUUGUGAUUUUAUGCGACCAAAUCCAUUCGAGCCGGCUGUUUUAAAACACGUAAACGAGAGUUAUGUACCUGAAUGCAGUUCAGAAUGGAAAAUAGUCACUGAAUUAAUUGAUGGACAAUUAAUUAUAGAGUCUGAAGUGUUUUUAGCUUAUGGAACUUGGAGUUAUAGGUGAGGUAGUAGGGUAGGGUAGGGUAGGGUAGGGUAGGUUACGGUAGGGUAGGGUAGGGUAGGGUAGGGUAAGGUAGGGUAGGGUAGGGUAGGGUAGGGUAGGGUAGGGUAGGGUAGGGUAGGGUAGGGUAGGGUAGGGUAGGGUAGGGUAGGCUAGGGUAGGGUAGGGUAGGGCACUGUAAACCGGGUAACCAAUAUACGUUCUUUCAGAUGCAUUCUGAACUACAAUGAAACCAACUACAGCACGACGAAGUGGAAAAAGAUUAUUUCUUCUAGUCAUACUAUAAUAAAUUGUGAAGCUGUAGAAGUUAGAGCGAUAAAAAAUUAUCAGCCUACGUAUGGAUACGUUCAUUAUCAAGUAAUUCGAAAGUAAGGGUUAAUUUUAGAAAAAUUGGCAAGAACUUUCUUUACAAACCAAAACGUUGCAAGAACUUUGUUUACAUCACAUAUUAUAGCAAGAACUUUCUUUACAAAACAAAAAAUGGCAAGAACUUUCUAUACAAUAAAUAAAAUGGCAAGAACUUAUUUUAUAAAACAAAAAAUGGCAAGAACUUUCUUUGCAAACCAAUUUUUAAGGACUGAACCACGACUAUUGUCUAUGGAAGCCCCAAGCGUUCACGUUAUUGUAAUUGACUCUGUUUCUCAUCCUAAUUUGGUCCGAUCAUUCAAAAAGACAAACAAUAUAUUGAGGGAUAAGUACAAUGCUGUAUAUUUUCCGUACUUGAACAAGAUUGGUGCUAACAGCAUUCCAAAUUCUUGGCCUAUGUUCUUUGGUAUGUUUCUUUUAGCUUUAUGAGGCUAGCGUAGGAUACUAAGGCUAGGGCUAAAGCUAGAGCUAAGGCUCUCUUGGGCUAGCGCUAGGGCAAGGACUAGGUCUUUAACUAGCGUUUUGGCUAAAGAUUGGGCUUGACCUUAGGCUUAUAUUUACUAAGGCUAAAGAUGUGGGCUAGUGUUCUGGGCUAGAGCUUAGCCUUAGGCUAGGGCUCUGGGCUAGGGCUGAACUUGGGCUGAUAUUUCAAAAUAUCUUUAAAGUUUUUCAAACUUAAGGUCACGAACAUGAACAUCAAGUAGAAACCUUAUGGGGGCCUGCAAGAGCACCAGAAUGGAUGAAUUUCAGCAAGCCGAUGAAUGACUUUUUUAUAAUGAAACAAUUUACUGAAAAAAGUUAUGUGACAAUGCUAAAUGAAGAUCAUGAAAUAUCAAUUACUUGUUAUUUCGGCUGUGUUGGACUAGUCAAUCCAGCCGAUCAUGGGCUAGCGUAAGUUGGAUGGCAAGCAUUUUGAUGCGAAGCGUCUGUCUACUGUCUAUGUUAAAACAUUAUCACAUGUGAUAUAGAUAAAUAAAACUGUAUGUUCAAUAUGGAAGCGCAAGAACUUUCUUUACAAAACAAAAAAUGGCAAGAACUUUCUUUACAAAUCAAAAAAUCGCAAGAACUUUCUUAACAAACCAAAAAAAUGGCAAGAACUUUCUUUACAAAACAAAAAAUGGCAAGAACUUUCUUUACAACUUAACUUUUUUAAAAAUUUUAGUGGCUUCCGCCUUCGCCAACGCGUAUACGAUCAUGACAGUCCAGACUACUACUACAAUAAACAACUUAACAUAACAUAUAUCGAUCAUAUCAAAAAAUGUUGUAGAGAAAGCCACCUACAGCUGCUUGAUCACUUACAACGAUUUAUCGAUGUUUAUCUUGCUGAAGCUCAAUUUUCGAUUACUUGGAUGAGUAAUCUUGUUCAUGAGAAUAUGAAUUCUCUCUUUCAUGCUGAUAACGAUUUUGCUGGGUUUUUUGAUCAAAAUUCGGAAAAGGUACUGUAAUUAUGUACGAAGAGAAAAUGAAGGGAAACUUAAACCGUAGCCUAGGUUUUGGUUUAAUUAGACAUGAUGAACGGGCCGGUCCUGAAAAUCAAAGCUCAACCCGUUUGCACGUAACAGAAUUGGGCUUGGCCGCGCCGGUUCCUCACGUCUUAUCUUGAUUCUUAGCUUAAGCCCUAGUUUAAGUCCUAGCCAAAUACCUAGUUUAAUUUAAGCCCAUAGCCGAAGCCUUAGAUUAAACCUUAUGCUAAGCCUUAGCCUACGCCCUAGCCUAAGCCCUAUCUGAAGCCCUAGCCUAAGCUCUAGCUUAAGCCCUAGCCUAAGUCCAAGCUUAAGCUUUAGUCUAAACCUUAGCCCAAGCCCUAGCCUAAGCCCUAGCCUAAGCCCUAGCCUAAGCCCUAGCCUAAGCCCUAGCCUAAGCCCUAGCCUAAUCCCUCGCUUAAGUCCUAGCCAAAACCCUAGUUUAAUAAGCUCUAGCCUAAGCCCUAGCCUAAGCCUUAGCCUAAGCCCUAGUCUAUGCCCUAGUUUAUGCCCUAGCCUAAGCCCCAGCUCUAGCCUAAACUUUAACCUAAGCCCACUCCUAAAAUUAAAAUGCAUUUUCAGUUAAAAAACUCGUUUGUCAUUCUAAUGGCAGACCAUGGUACUCGUUUUGGUGAAGUUCAAACCGAGCCUAUAGCUCAAUAUGAGGAUUAUAAUCCAGCUUUUGUUAUGAUUGUGCCUGAAACUUACCGACAGAAUAGUGAGUUCAUGAAGGUAUUGAACUCAAAUUCGGAAAAACUGUUCUCUCAUCACGAUGUGUUUGCCACGCUUUAUGAUAUUGUUACGGUAAGCUGUGUGUGUGUGUGUGUGAUUUAAGAUUUAUGUAUCUAGUCUACAAGGCCUAAGCCUGCUAAUAUUAAGGCUAGUAAGCUUGUCUAUUAAAUUUACGUUGACCAAACCUAACCCUACUAAACCUAAGCUUCUAAGCCUUAAGCGCCUAAGCCUGCUAUGCCUAAGACUACUAAGCUUAAGCCUACUAAUCCUAUGCUUAUUAAGCAUUACCCUACAAAACCUAUGCUUCCUAAGCCUACAAGAAAACAAUUUUAAUAGAAAAAGCCACAACAAUAGCGCGGCAUUACCUAAUCUUUUGACAUAACAAGAUAGCUUUAGAGAAAUUGCAAGAAAUGAUAUUACGCAACGUUUUCUUAUGUAAUAUUGUAGUUUUAUAUAAUAUUUGCCUCGAUGUAAAACGACCCAACAAAUGACUGCGAGUGCUGGGAUUUGGCUCUAUUUUUCUUUGAGGGUUGACCUUUUACCGGUCGUAUUUAUGAGUAAAAUGAAAACCUACUAGUUUUAUUAAGCUUAAGCCUAACUCAUGAUUUUGCCUAAAUAAGCCUACGCUUAAUCUCUGUCCUAAAAUACUAAGCUUUCAUUAUAUCAUUAAGAAUAUGGCUACUAAAUCUACUAAGCUUAGGGCUACGCAUACUAAACCUACGUCUACUGAGCCUUAAAACUAAGCAUACUAAUUAUAAGCCUAAACAUUCUAAACUUAAGCGUACUUACCCAAAGUGCUAAAAACUAUGUUUUCUAAUCCUAAGCUUACUAAGCCUAACUCUACUAAGCCUAACCUUACCAAGCGGAAAAAAUAAGCUUACUAAUUUUAAGCCUACUACGCCUACUAAACCUAAAGCGACGAAAACUACGAAGCCAACUAAGCCUAAAACUAAUAAGCCUAUGUCUACUAAAACUAAUUAUUUUCAGAAUCAUAACAAAGUCAAAAAAGAUGUGACAAAACCAAAGCACCUAUUCAGAUCUUCUCUACUCCAACCUCUACUAGAACCACGCAACUGUUUCUCGUUAGGAGUACCGUUAAAGUUUUGUAUGUGUAAGAAAGUCAUCAAAGUGACAGAAAACUCGGAUAUUGCCAUAGACAUUGCUCAUACAGCUGUUGACAGAAUGAAUCAGGCUUUGAAAGAAAAUGGCCACGACAAGAAAUGUUUGAAGUUAAGUUUACAUAAAGAAAGCAAAGUGAAUGUAGCUGAAUAUAACACUAAAUGGUUUGACGGCGAAACAAUGAUAUAUGUCACUUUUCGGACUUGGCCUAACAUGGGGCUGUAUUCGGCGGAAGCUUUGGUAAGUUAUUGUUUUUUUUGAUUGUAGGGCUAGGUACAGGGUUAGAGCUUAGGCUUAGGCAUAAGCUUAGACUUAGGCUUAAGCUCAGGCUUAGGCUUAGAGUUAGGAUUAAGUUUAGGCUUGGGCUUAUGCUUAAACUCAGGCUUAGGCUCAGGCUUAAGCCUUUUAUGGUUAUAUAUUCAAUUCAUCAUUUUUAGGUCUAUCCAAACAGAACAUAUACAAUAACAACGGCCCUUUUCCCUCGAAUAAACUCCUUCUUAUGGCAGACGAGAUGUCUUGACCGAAUCAUGCAUCGAGACUACUGUUACUGCAAACAAGCGGCCGUUGAAGAUGGAUUUCUAAAAUUGAAUGGUGCAACGUUAGAACCGAUUGUAGAUCAUGUUUAA
Molecule: messenger RNA, 4790 nt
Organism: Bursaphelenchus okinawaensis
Lineage: Eukaryota; Metazoa; Nematoda; Chromadorea; Rhabditida; Aphelenchoididae
Source: the annotation of a GenBank genome assembly